AUGACCAUGGCACCUAUAAAUCGGUUUCAACAUGCGGUAUCGUCAAAUUUUGAUGAAUUAGUAUUCGGAAAUAAGCAAGAGGCCGAGUCAAAUCCUUCGGAGUCUCGGAAUUCGGUGACACCACAAAGAACCGAAGAGUCAAAAAAGUACAUCAAAGAAUUUUUAUCAAAAGUGAGACCGGAAUUACUUAAGAAACGUGGAAUGAAGACUAUCAUACCGAUCAAAGAUUUAAUGCGCCAAUCUGUCUUGACCAGAAUGGAAAGUAUUGUCGAUGCGAUGGAGGUUGACAACGAUCAGAACCGCGUGGAAAAAAUGGAUUGGAUGAAGAUUGAGAACGACGAGAUGGUUAACCGGGAAACGAGCCGCAUGACCGAACUAUCGGUGGAUGACGACACGUUGAAUUUGCUGGCAGACAAAAGCAAAGUCUGGAUGAAGUUGUUGCAGUUCGGAGAAGAUAAACGUCCUGCAUAUUAUGGCACAUGGACAAAAACUAGCAAAAAGAUAUCUGCACGGAAUCCGUUCGCCAAAGAUACUGAUAUUUUUGAUUACGAUUACGAUAGUGAAGCUGAAUGGGUGGAGGAUGAGGGUGACGAAUGCAAAAGUGAUGAGGAAGAAAAGGAACCCGAAGAAGAAGAUUCCCAGGACGAUGACUGGAUCGUACCUAAUGGAUAUCUGUCGGAAGAUGAGAUCCACGAAUCGGACGAAUCUUUUUCUUCCCCAUCAUCGCCUGCCAAAAAGUUAUCGGGAAGUGACAAGCCUAAAAUAGUUGACGUAUUGCGGCCAGUAGUGAUCGGACCGGUCUUCGAAGAAUAUCCUGGGGUCCCUGAUCACCAGUUAAGCCAAUAUAGUGCAAGAUUUUUAAGUGCGGAUGUUUCAGCACCCUAUAAUGUUUUCACGAGUCCACCAAUACAAAUUCAUUGUACUAACAGGUCAACAGGACAGAACAAACGAAAGGUCAGAAACACGACUGAGAUCAACGGUUGUAACUUUGAAAAAGAGCAACCGCUGGUCAGUAAACAAAGAGAUAAGGGUAGAACGAACCGCAACACGAAAAUCGAAAUUGAUGAAUCGAAACAAGCGAUGGAUUACACAUUUAUCAACGAGAUGGUCAUAUAA
Molecule: messenger RNA, 1116 nt
Organism: Acaulospora morrowiae
Lineage: Eukaryota; Fungi; Glomeromycota; Glomeromycetes; Diversisporales; Acaulosporaceae
Source: the annotation of a GenBank genome assembly